GCUAUAAUCCUCAGCGGCAGCAGGAAGCAGAUCAUCACCCGUACUGGCAUCAGCAAAGGGGUCGAAAGAGUGGAGGUUCUGGAUAGUGGACAUACCAUAUGAUUCCUUUUCCUUGGUGGAAACGACCUGCACCUGCCUGAACAUUUGUUUGGCCUUUGUGUCUUGCCAUUCCUCUGAAGAACAGAAGACACCUGUAAAACUAUACCCUUUGCCCUGCAUUCUACGAGGCAGUUGAACGCUAUUUGUCAUCUCUGCCUCUCUUUGAUUACAGCAAAAUGGAUAUACCAAACCCCCCAACUUCCAAAUGUAUCACUUACUGGAAGAGGAAAGUUAAAUCUGAAUACAUGCGACUUCGGCAACUUAAACGGCUUCAGGCGAAUAUGGGUGCAAAGGCUCUGUAUGUAGCAAAUUUUGCAAAAGUUCAAGAAAAAACCCAGAUCCUCAAUGAAGAAUGGAAGAAGCUUCGUGUCCAACCUGUUCAGUUGAUGAAGCCUGUGAGUGGGCAUCCUUUUCUCAAAAAGUGUACCAUAGAGAGCAUUUUCCCGGGAUUUGCAAGCCAGCAUAUGUUAAUGAGGUCUCUGAACACAGUUGCGUUGGUUCCCAUCAUGUAUUCCUGGUCCCCUCUCCAGCAGAACUUUAUGGUAGAAGAUGAGACAGUUUUGUGCAAUAUUCCCUACAUGGGAGAUGAGGUGAAAGAAGAAGAUGAGACUUUCAUUGAGGAGCUGAUCAAUAACUACGAUGGCAAAGUGCACGGUGAAGAAGAGAUGAUUCCCGGGUCUGUCCUGAUUAGUGAUGCUGUUUUCUUGGAGUUGGUAGAUGCUCUGAAUCAAUACUCCGAUGAGGAGGAAGAAGGGCACAACGACACCUCAGAUGGAAAGCAAGAUGACAGCAAAGAGGAUCUGCCAGUAACAAGAAAGAGAAAACGACAUGCUAUUGAAGGCAACAAAAAGAGUUCCAAGAAACAGUUCCCAAAUGACAUGAUCUUCAGUGCGAUUGCCUCAAUGUUCCCUGAAAAUGGUGUCCCAGAUGACAUGAAGGAGAGGUAUCGAGAGCUCACAGAGAUGUCAGACCCCAAUGCACUGCCCCCUCAGUGCACACCCAACAUCGAUGGCCCCAAUGCUAAGUCCGUGCAGCGGGAGCAGUCCCUGCACUCCUUCCACACGCUCUUCUGCCGGCGCUGCUUUAAAUACGACUGCUUCCUUCACCCUUUUCAUGCCACCCCUAAUGUAUAUAAACGCAAGAACAAAGAAAUCAAGAUUGAGCCAGAACCAUGUGGCACAGACUGCUUCCUUUUGCUGGAAGGAGCAAAGGAGUAUGCCAUGCUCCACAACCCUCGCUCCAAGUGCUCCGGGCGUCGCCGGCGAAGGCACCACGUGGUCAGUGCUUCCUGUUCCAACACUUCAGCCUCUGCUGUGGCUGAGACCAAAGAAGGGGACAGUGACAGGGACACUGGCAAUGACUGGGCCUCCAGUUCUUCAGAGGCUAACUCUCGCUGUCAGACCCCCACGAAACAGAAGGCUAGUCCGGCCCCACCUCAGCUCUGUGUAGUGGAAGCGCCCUCGGAGCCUGUGGAGUGGACCGGGGCUGAAGAAUCUCUUUUUCGAGUCUUUCACGGCACCUACUUCAACAACUUCUGUUCAAUAGCCAGGCUUCUGGGGACUAAGACGUGCAAACAGGUCUUCCAGUUCGCAGUCAAAGAAUCACUUAUCCUGAAGCUGCCAACAGAUGAGCUCAUGAACCCCUCACAGAAGAAGAAGAGAAAGCACAGGCUGUGGGCUGCUCACUGUAGGAAAAUUCAGCUGAAGAAAGAUAACUCCUCCACCCAAGUGUACAACUACCAGCCCUGUGACCACCCAGACCGGCCCUGUGACAGCACCUGCCCCUGCAUCAUGACUCAGAAUUUCUGUGAGAAGUUCUGCCAGUGCAACCCUGACUGUCAGAAUCGCUUUCCCGGCUGUCGCUGCAAGACCCAGUGCAACACCAAGCAGUGCCCGUGCUACCUGGCGGUGCGAGAGUGCGACCCCGACCUGUGUCUCACCUGUGGGGCCUCGGAGCACUGGGACUGCAAGGUGGUCUCCUGUAAGAACUGCAGCAUCCAGCGUGGCCUCAAGAAGCACCUGCUGCUGGCCCCCUCAGAUGUGGCCGGAUGGGGUACCUUCAUUAAGGAGUCUGUGCAGAAGAACGAAUUCAUUUCUGAAUACUGUGGUGAGCUCAUCUCUCAGGAUGAGGCUGAUCGACGAGGGAAGGUCUAUGACAAGUACAUGUCCAGCUUCCUCUUCAACCUCAACAACGAUUUUGUAGUGGACGCUACCCGGAAAGGAAACAAAAUUCGAUUUGCAAACCAUUCAGUGAACCCCAACUGUUAUGCCAAAGUGGUCAUGGUGAAUGGGGAUCAUCGGAUUGGGAUCUUCGCCAAGAGGGCGAUUCAGGCUGGUGAAGAGCUCUUCUUCGAUUACAGGUACAGCCAAGCUGAUGCCCUCAAGUACGUGGGGAUCGAGAGGGAGACCGAUGUCCUUUAGGCCUCCUGGGCCCCUCGCCAGCACUUAUGGUAGCGGCACUGUCCUGCUUUCAUGCACACACCACUGCUGCCCCAGUUUCCUGCACUAUGUGUCUCCCACACCGAGAAACCCCUACCCGCUCCCUCUGUAGUGAGGCCUCAGCUGUGUCCAGUGGGGACAAAACUGUCUCAGUGAGAGGGGAGACAGAGGCAGCUAGGGCUUGAGCUCCCAGGAGAGAGUUGCACAAGUGGGAGACCGAUCUCAGGCCUCGGAGGAAGAGAGCAAAGGCUGGGGGCGGGUGACUUACGCUUGAGUUCUCAUCAGCUACCCAGGCUGUGGGCCUCGGGAGUUAACUUGGACGGUUCCUAACAAGCAUUACCCUAACUUUCCAAAUCAAGGGUCCUUCUGUAGUUGGGUUGCCAGCAUAUCUCUCUGUGGUCCUAAGACCUGGAGAGGACAGGCUAAGUGAAGUUUGGUACCUGGAGCUUAUGAGUGGUCAGGGUUAAAGGCGAGCCUGGCGGGCAGCACAGACCGAACUCAGAGGGGAGAUGGGUCAUCUUACUACCUCUUUCCUCCUGACAGGCUUCAAACUGAAAGAGUGUGGGUUCUAAGUAAAGAUAUUCAAUGCUGGGAGAAGGAAAGCUGAGUGCCAUCCUUCCACAGGCAGAGAGUGAGAACCAGCCUGACGACAGUAAUUAAACUGCUAAGCUUGGGGCCCAGCAGGCUUUGAGAAACCUUCUCUGUGUACUCUGGAGAUGGAUAGACACGUUUUCAGAUUCCCGGGAGCAGGUACCAGUGCCCUGUCAGCCCCUUCCAAGGUUCUGGCUUAGCGACUGCAGGCAGGCAUUACGCCACCACUGAAGAACUGGGGGGGGCGGGGGUCUGCAGCCUGGGUGUGAUGCUCUGGUUUCCUGCAGAUGUAGUUGUCUUCAGGCCUUUCAUUCCCCUUAGAGGCUGGGAGCCACUCUUGCUCCUCUCUUCCGGGUACAGGGGUGCAGGCCUGGACUAGAGAGGGGGGAGGUUAGUGGUUGAUUACUUUCCUGUCUGUAGCCCCUGCUGUUGGAAAGGAUGAGUUGACAGUAUGUGUUUGGAGGUGGGCAAGGAGCUCCCAAAUUGCACGUGUUUGGGAUGGCAUCCCGCAUGCGGUGCAGACUGGCAGAGGGUAUCUGAAGUGUCGAGAAGCAGGCCGGCCACCUGUGCCAGUUCAUGAUGCCGUUCUUUCUGGGAUUCAUGCAAAGCACUUUAUUUCCUUUAGAAGGUCUAUAGAUUGAGGUGGAGUUUGAGCUGAGGUCUCUGGGGUCCCUGCCCAAAUCUCGUUCCUGAGGGAGGAGGGGGAAGGAGACAGUGGAAGACUCUCCUUCAGUUCUGUCUUAUGUCAUGGUGGAGGCAGGAGGAGCUGCCUUGAAACAGAAGAACUGAGUGAGAAUGGUGCCAGCUCUGAGAGCCGCCCCUGUGUCAACAGCUGGUGCUGAGCUGCAGGGAACAAGGAGCAUUGUGCUGGGGAAAAAGACAUGGGCAGGUACAGACUGGCCUAGGGAGUGUUAGGUACGGGAGCGGGCUUCUCCCUUCUCUCUGGGGAAUUAGAGCCUCUCUUCCCCAGUCUGUGUUGACCACCCCCUUCCUCUAACCCCACUGGCUGUCCCAUGAAGCAAGGAGUAGGGUUCCCUCUGGCCAAACUGUCACCUAGGGAUUUUUGUGGAACGUGCAUGCAUGCACGUACGUGCACACACACACACACACACACACACACACACACACACACACACACUCACAUCCUCUCACUCACCACACUUGUGGGCACACAUGCAGCCAGCACUGAGCACACGCCUAGCAGUUCCUGACAGAAGCCUCUUUCCACCAGACUGGGCCAGCCCCCACUAUGAUUCUGAAAUCUACACCUGCUGUGGUCUGUAUGCAUUGUGUAUAGGGGACACCCUCUAGCUGGACUGUGGGCUCCAAAUUACUCAUAAAUUAUAGGGAAAAACCAGAGACAGAUGAAGGAGGAAGAGUUAGGGCUGUCUGAAAUGCCGGGGGCUGGCUAUAAGGAGAAGAUGGGGGAAAAAUUACAUCCAGCCUUUGAGAGGCUAGGCUGACCCCACCCUUCCCUCCGUGUACAGAAUCACUGUGGUUGAUCCCCUCCCCCAGUGUCAGACCACUACUACUGCUGUUCCUCCAGCAUUCCCGUCCUUAUCCCCUGCUGUCCCCCACCUUUGAAUGACGGGUCUUAACCCCUCCCCCUCAGACAUGUAAUGAUGGAUGGAGCAAGGUGGUGGGGACCGGCGGGGGGAGGCUGGUAUAUGUGCGGCUCUAUUGCCAGUGAAUUUCACGCACUUUAAAGUCCUGUGGCUUGUGACCUCUUAUCUGAAUAAAGUGGUAGAAUCCA
This is a messenger RNA of Orcinus orca (killer whale), 4881 nucleotides long. It is a transcript of the gene EZH1, whose product is annotated as enhancer of zeste 1 polycomb repressive complex 2 subunit. Bases 276 to 2519 code for a protein of 747 amino acids. Gene Ontology annotation, molecular function: histone H3K27 methyltransferase activity; protein binding. Lineage: Eukaryota; Metazoa; Chordata; Mammalia; Artiodactyla; Delphinidae. The record is from RefSeq and is a predicted model, not a curated record. Gene Ontology annotation, biological process: chromatin remodeling. The transcript is spliced from 21 exons.